Mandrillus leucophaeus (drill) is the source of this 866-nucleotide messenger RNA. It is a transcript of the gene ELAVL3, whose product is annotated as ELAV like neuron-specific RNA binding protein 3. Gene Ontology annotation, cellular component: ribonucleoprotein complex. The record is from RefSeq and is a predicted model, not a curated record. NCBI's taxonomy places the organism in Eukaryota, Metazoa, Chordata, Mammalia, Primates, Cercopithecidae. Gene Ontology annotation, molecular function: RNA binding. The transcript has 6 exons.
GGCGCCCCCCUAGGAGUGCACGACCCCCGGAGCCCCCCUCAACACGGACCGCGCCCGCCGGGCACACAAGAAUGGUCACUCAGAUACUGGGGGCCAUGGAGUCUCAGGUGGGGGGGGGCCCGGCCGGCCCGGCCCUGCCCAACGGGCCACUCCUUGGUACAAAUGGAGCCACUGACGACAGCAAGACCAACCUCAUCGUCAACUACCUGCCCCAGAACAUGACCCAGGAUGAAUUCAAGAGUCUCUUCGGCAGCAUUGGUGACAUCGAGUCCUGCAAGUUGGUUCGGGACAAGAUCACAGGGCAGAGCCUUGGCUACGGGUUUGUGAACUAUUCUGACCCCAAUGAUGCAGACAAAGCCAUCAACACCCUCAACGGCCUCAAAUUACAGACGAAGACCAUCAAGGUGUCCUAUGCCAGACCCAGUUCAGCAUCCAUCCGGGAUGCUAACCUGUACGUCAGCGGGCUCCCCAAGACCAUGAGCCAGAAAGAGAUGGAGCAGCUCUUCUCCCAGUACGGCCGCAUCAUCACGUCCCGCAUCCUGGUGGACCAGGUCACAGGUGUCUCUCGGGGUGUGGGAUUCAUCCGCUUCGACAAGAGGAUUGAGGCUGAGGAGGCUAUCAAAGGACUGAACGGGCAGAAGCCGCUGGGCGCAGCUGAGCCCAUCACAGUCAAGUUCGCGAACAACCCGAGUCAGAAGACGGGGCAGGCGCUGCUCACCCACCUCUACCAGUCGUCUGCCCGGCGCUACGCAGGCCCCCUACACCAUCAGACACAGCGUUUCCGGUGAGCCCCCUGCCACCCACCCAGACGGCCCCAGGCUGGGCUGGACAAUUUGCUCAACAUGGCCUACGGCGUCAAGAGGUAA